AGGGUGAAAAGAUAAAAUUGGAUAAUCAUCAUGGCGAAUGAUUUUCCACCCUAUGAUAAUGGCAAAGACUUAGUCGAGGCUGAUGUUGCACAACGCGAUGGCUCAGAUCUCCAAGAUGCCCGGCAGAAGAAUGUCGGCGAACUCGCGUUCGAGGAGUAUACGGCCGGUGGUCUCGGACGACACUUAGGGGUUUUAUCGACGACAUUUUUAGUGUACAACUUUUCACUUUAAAUCUGGCUGUAUUAUGAGGUUCGUCCGGUUUACUAACGAGCAACAGGGUCGGCCGUAUCAUCGGUAUCGGCAUCUUCUCGACACCAUCUUCCGUCACCGCAGAACUCGGCAGUGUAGGUGCAUCACUAAUGUUCUGGGCCCUCGGAUUUCUUCUGGCUGCUGCCGGUCUUUGCGUCUGGCUCGAAUUCGCUUCUAUGAUUCCGCGCAGUGGUGGAGAGAAGAAUUACCUGGAAGCUGUGUACAAGAAACCCAAGCUCUUGAUUACCAUUGUCUUUGCCGUGCAGGCUAUCGCGUUAGGGUUUACCGCAUCCGGCUGCGUCGUUUUCGCGCAAUACAUCCUUACGGCAGCCGACGUCGCAGUCACCGAAUGGGCCAAACGUGGUAUUGCAAUCGGCGUCAUUGUCUUCGUCACUCUAUUCCACACUUUUCUCCCAAAAUGGGGUGUUCGAGGCAUGAAUGUGAUAACAAUCAUCAAGGUUAUUAUCUUGCUGUUCAUCGUGGUCACUGGAUGGGUUGUGCUUGGUGGUGGUGUGAAGAAUGUUCCUGAUCCGCAUGCCAGUUUCAGAAAUGCGUUUGCUGGAUCGAGCCAUUCGGGGAAUAUGUAUGCUUCUGCCUUGUUCAAGGUGUUGAAUUCUUAUGCUGGCUGGAGCAAUGCCAUGUAUGUGCUAAACGAAGUCCGAAACCCCGUGCGGACAGUCAAGAUUGCAGGUCCCCUUGGUCUACUCAUUUGCGGUAUUCUCUACAUCUUUGCAAACAUUGCGUACUAUGCUGCAGCCACACCCCACGAAAUCGCAAAGAGCGGCGUGACGGUAGCAGGCUAUUUCAUGCUCAAAGUAUUCGGUCACGCAGCCCAACGUGCAUUGAGUGUCCUCGUCGCAAUAUCAGCCUUCGGAAACGUCCUCACAAUCACAUUCGCCCAAUCCCGGGUUAACCAAGAACUCGCCAAAGAAGGUGUAAUCCCAUUCCCCAAAUUCUGGGCUUCCAGCUGGCCCUUUGGUUCCCCCUCUGCGGGUCUUUUACUUCACUUCAUCCCUUCCUUCAUCGUAAUUAUAGCCAUUCCCUUCGGAGACGCGUACAACUUCAUCCUCGACCUCGAAGGCUACCCAGGCAGCGUAAUAAACUUUCUCGUCGUCCUGGGACUGUUCUAUCUCCGAAUCACGCAACCACACAUCCAUCGUCCAUUCAAGAUCUGGUGGCCCGUUGCGGCAUUCUUCAUGGCCGCUCAGGCUUUUCAACUUGUCGCCCCCUUUUUGCGUCCGCCAAGCGGGAAAGGUGAUACUUCCCUUCCGUAUUGGUUGGCUCCUGUUGUCGGGAUUGCGAUUUUGGCGGCUUCAGUGGUUUAUUGGUUUGUUUGGUGGGUUGUAUUACCACGGAUUGGGAGAUAUCAUUUGGAACCGAGGCAUGAAACCUUGAAGGAUGGUACGCAUGUGGUGGUUUAUAAGUCUGUUAAAACUUCUUAUAGAUCUUGAUAUGUGCUCGGACGGAAGCGACAAGCUUUGCUAAUACCAUUUGACGCUGUCCGAUUCUUCAUUCACAGAACUAAACUCCAGUGCAAAUAAAUCAAUGCCCAAUCUCACCAAUCUUAUGCCCAAUCGCAUUGGCCAUCAAACCCGCAUUUGCAACGCUACUCUUCAAAUUCCCUUCAACAAGCAUGUAGGUCGCAGCUACAACUUCAAGGUUAUUCUCCUCCAUGAACUGUUUCGUGCUGAACUUCCAUCGAUCAAACAGAUCCUGUGAUGGUUUUCCGAGAUCGCUUGCUAGGCCAGGAUAUUGCUCGCUUUGGGAGAUUUUUACGUCGUCGCUCUUUGUAAGCGAUGAUUUGGGUUUGAAAAGGAUGAAAGUGUAACGUGAUGGAUGGGGUUUUCUGCAUAAGUUAGCUACUUCCUUAGUCUUAUAUGAGUUAAAGAGGUAAGAGGCGUACCCUGUAAUAUCAAAAACGGGCAUAGGCGCCGGUCCGACAUAGGUGACUAAUGAGCCAGUGUCUGACUUGUCCGAAUCUUGUAUCGUGUCGAAUCGUAAGGUCCUAUUACACAUUCAGUCAGCCAGUCCCCUCCAAAUCCUCCAAGAACGUGAUGCAAACCUACCGGAUCAACCAUUAACAACGUAUAAUUAUCCCCCCGAUCUCCCUCCAGCUAUAACACUCAUUCACAUCAGUAUACGCCACCAGAAUGGUAUUGAUAAAAACUGACAGGAGGAUCCACAAAAACAGUCGGCUUCUUCACUUGCGUAUCAUCG
Molecule: messenger RNA, 2466 nt
Organism: Talaromyces stipitatus ATCC 10500
Lineage: Eukaryota; Fungi; Ascomycota; Eurotiomycetes; Eurotiales; Trichocomaceae
Product: high affinity methionine permease
Exons: 5
Coding region: 360-1700 (446 amino acids)
Biological process (GO): amino acid transmembrane transport
Cellular component (GO): membrane
Molecular function (GO): L-amino acid transmembrane transporter activity
Source: RefSeq, a predicted model, not a curated record